CGCUGCGUCACGUGUGAUAUUCGACCAAUUGCAGCGCGCCGGGCUGAUGACACUUCCCUCUGCUUCCGGUAUCAGACAGCUGGUCUCAGUCCGGUGUGUUUAUGUGUUUUUAUCUGUUAAAUAGCACGUUUUUCAUUCUUCGUCCAUGACGCGACCCUUCUCCGGUCGUCGGUUUUUAAAAAGGGAUGAAAAGACUCAAGAGGACGAAACACAACGCGGGGUGUGCGGUGAAUGGGAAUGGAUCUGCCACGAGAGAAGCAGAUUGUGGGAGGAAACAGAAGUUGGGUGAGAUCCAUCAGGCUCUGAUCAGUGAUCCAGUCGACAUUGAGACCCUGAGGAGAACAGCAGGCAGUAAAGGUGGACUCCUCACUGAUGAGCUUAGGAGGAAAGUUUGGCCCAAACUACUGAACAUCAACGUCUAUGAUCUACCACACAAACCUGGUCGAGAUGUGAGGGAAAACCACAAAGACUACAACCAGGUGCUCAUGGAUGUCAGGAGAUCCAUGAAGCGGUUCCCUAAAGGAAUGCCAGCCACAGAGAGAGCCGUGCUUCAGGAGCAGCUGAUCGACAUCAUACUGAAGGUUUUGAAACGUAACCCUCAGCUCCAUUACUACCAGGGCUACCAUGACGUAGCCGUCACACUCCUGCUGGUUGUUGGGGAGCGAAUGGCCUUUGCCAUGUUGGACACACUCUCCAAUUAUCACCUCAGGGAUUUCAUGGAUCCUACCAUGGACAGUACUAAACAUAUUCUAAACUACCUGAUGCCUAUACUGGAGCAAGUCGAUGCAGAGCUGCAUGACUUCAUGAUCAGAGCGGAGGUGGGAACCAUCUUUGCACUGUCCUGGCUCAUCACAUGGUAUGGCCACGUCCUGUCCGAGUUCAAACACACACUCAGACUCUACGACUUCUUCCUGGCCUCACACCCUCUGAUGCCCAUCUACCUGGCUGCCACGAUUGUGUUGCACAGAGAGAAGGAGGUGAAGCAGACUGAGUGCGACAUGGCCAUGGUCCACCAGCUCCUGUCGCGCAUCCCUCAGGACCUUCCAUACGAGCUUCUGAUCCCGCGGUCGCAGGAACUUUUCAGCCAGUACCCGCCAUCAUUACUGGCCAAGCGGGCAGCACUGCAAUCUCGCAAGAGUCUGUCCAUCAGCACCUUCCAAGCGUUUCAGCUCUCGACUCUGCACCAGAGGCCAGACUCUGUUCUCCAACGCCUCACCAGGGCCCAGGGCUCCUCCACCUCCAGACAAGCCUCUCAACACUCAGGCAUGGAAGCAGCUUUACCCCGGGACCGAGGCCAGCUGUGGGGGACGAGGAACAGGAUGGUGAAGAUGGCAGUGUGGGGGCUGUCUGCCGGGCUCGGGGCGGCUGUGUUCGCUGUGGCUCAGACGGCCAUGGACUGGGGACCUGAGGUGUUGCUGCAGCUGUUCUGACUGUUACACACACAGAGUGACACGUGGUGACAGCGGACACAUGCUGCUCUCAUGAUGCGUCAACAGCACACAUACAUACACAGAAGACUUUAGGCUGCUCAGAGGGGACAGUAGAGAGAAGCAGGAGGAGGUCAGUUAUCUUGGUGCUGAACAGGUUGUUGCUUCUCAACCACAAUGAACAUAUGCUAACCACUAGUCAGCCUCAGGCUAUGUGUGUGCAUGUGUGUGAGCGGGUAUAUGCUUUAAUGUGUUUCUGUGCAUCAUGUCAGACCUUAUACCAAACGUCGGCCCGGCGAAGGCGAAGGGGCCAGAGAAGUAAGGACGUGACUGUUAACGUCUCUUUUCUGGAAAGUCACUUAAACAAUGACAAAGAACUUUGGAGAAAAAUGCAGAAGUACCGAUACAAAUACAAAAUGACUAUCAGGGACACAAAACAAAUACAUACCGCAAAAAGAUGCAAAAACACAACCUCAAAGAUACCAAAUGUCUACAAGAAGAAGCAAUACAACCUCAAAGAGUCGUAAAACGACUUAAUCGAUGCAAAAAAAAUCUCAAAAAGAUAUAUAACGACUACAAAGUGAUGCAACUUGUCCUUAAAGAGAUAGAAAUGAUCAAAAGAACUACAAUGAGAUACGACUUCAAAAAGACAUGAAAUGAUACCAAAGGAAAUGACCACAGACACAGAACAAAAGUCAGACAUGCUGGUGUUUCUUCGACGUUGGAUCGGAGUUCUUUUACCUGAUUGUGCCCAUGGGCCCAUUGUCUCAGACUCCCUCCAUGCACAUGUGACACUAACGCGUCUCGCUCUUUCACGCUAUUGCUCACAUGCCACCACUACUGCAACAUUUCACAGUUCACAUGCGUCUGUGUAUUUCCUGUUUGCUGAUUAUCUAUCUGAUAACUAAUUUUUAGACCAUCACUCUUGUUUUGUUGGGUUUCGGUUGAAAGUGCUUUAGCACGACUGUGUGAAUAGAGCUGCUAGCACAAUGACACACGACUGCAAAUAAUUAAAGAGCAGCGUUUUUUCCGCCGAAAGCUUCCAGUUAUGAACAAAGCGGGAGAUAUUUUUUGCCUGUGAGCUUCUUAUUAAUUGGUUAACUCCAGGUGUCAUGAGUUACAUUUACAAUAAUUUUAGACACACAAAACGAGCUGUUGUUGCCAGAAACACGAAAACCAGCCACAGUUUCGCCUGCAGCAAAAGCACUGGGUCUUUUGCAAAUCCAUUUUUUCGAGAGGAAAACCAUAUUUUUAAAGUGAUUUUUAUGUAUUUUCCGAAGCAUUUUUUUUGCCGUCUGGCCCACCACUGCUGAAAGAAUACGGGGGGAAGACACCACUACUUUUAAAUCUUUAAAAUAUUUAGUAGGUUUGCUCUGACAUCCACCCUGAACAGCCGGCAACAGAGCUACACUACAUAGACUCAGUCCUUCCUCAACAUCAUGUUUCUCUUCCAAAUUCAACUGCUUUGCUCUAAAAGGAGAUCAUGGCUACAAUUUGAGGAGAGUCAUUAUUUUUUACAUACUUUUUUUAUUAGCGGAGGAAGUUCAAUACGUGCAUCUCUUGGAUAAACACCACCCACACACUCACUGUAGAUAUUGUUGCACCAGAUGUAAUCACGGAGUUUCAUAACCUAAAAGGUGAAUAUUAAUAAUACAGCUGAGGUACAUGCAUACGUCCAAAGCACUGGGGCUCCUCCGAACAGCAACGCAUGCUCUGGUUGUUGACUUAUGCUCUGAAAUAUUUAGCAGCUUUUAGUAGCAUGUAGCUGAGCUGCUGCAUUUGUUAACACAGUUUCACUGGAGUCACAACACUCGCUCCCUGCACUUCCUCUGUUGUCAGAGAUAAAAUGUCCGAUCUUUACACCGUCUGUCCCGUUGACUUCACUUGCUAAAGAGCAUCUGUGGAGCCGGGUGUGUUCAAAAUGACAGUGGAAGGAGGAGGAGCAGAUCGAGAGAAAACAAGACUAGGAUAUCACUUGGAAAGAAGUUUUAGCAAUAUGAAUCUUGAGUGUCAUCUUAUUAGAUAGUCUAAAAUGAAUAAAACGGUUUGGUGUUUAGGCCAGUUAUUCAAAUCACAGUGUUUUAGUCACAUUACAGUGACUGAAACCAGGUCCCCACAACGUACAUUAUUAAAAAUGUAAAGUUGAAGGUUAGGGUUGUAGUUAUGGUAAGAGCAAGUCUCAGGGUAAUAAAUGUAGGUCAACGUAUUAUCAUGAAGACAAGACUGUGUGUGUGUGUGUGUGUGUGUUGGUGUGUGCGUGUGUCUGUUUGUGUGUGUGUGUGUGUGGUAGCUUUAUUACAAUUCUUCAUUCGCUUUCUGGGCAUAUUCUGUGUUUUUAUUUGGUCAUGGUUUUGAUUCACCCUGUGCCUGUAUUAUCUGUCAAAAGUCAAAUAUUUAUUUCAAGAGCAAAAAUCUAAUUGGCUUUUUAUUUGAUGGAUACACAUUCAUUGAAUUGUAUGAAUGAAUUCUGAGGGUUUUUAACUUUAAAAGUGAUAAUGCCAGUGCCAAUACAUUUUUUAGAUUCGUAUUAUAAACAAAUGACUUUGCAAAGGGAACAUGUUCAGUUCUUAUGGGGAAUGGUUGACCUUGAUUUGUGUUAAACAAACAGCUCAUUGUGUGGUGCAGUUCAUUCUGUCACCACUUGCUGAACUUUCAGUUCUAUAUUAUUGUGCAUCUGUAAUAAUGCCUGGUUACAUCUGAGUCAUAUAACAUUGCUUUAUCGAUCGGAGGUAUUUAGCAUUUUUUCUAUUAGUGGCCUGAUUCAUUAAUGUGCAGGAAUAAAACCCUGUUGAUCAGGUUGUGUGAUCUUUAACUCAGCCCUAGAUGCUACUGUUUAGUCAUAUCUGUACCAUGUACGCACACGUACACACAAAACACACAAAAACGUAUAAACAAAACACACACGCACUGGGAGAGAGUGGUGGUGCCAGAACCUAAUGAGGGUUUAAUUCCUGCCGCCGGCUAUUGGCGCACUGAAGACACUUUCUCCUCAUCGUUUUUUCUUCACAUUCGCAUUCAAACACCUAUAGAGUAGCACCUGCACUGGCCUCAGCCUGGCAGAGGCCUUCCAUGAAAAAUGAUUGAAGCGUGGUUCUCAGUUUGAGUGAAACCAAAAUGCAAAAUGUAAAAGUUGCUCCAGGUGUCGAAUCUCUCUCCAAAGUGUGUAUAUAUAUAUAUAUAUAUAUUGAUGCAAGUUUCAGGGCCAUGCCAUCAGUGUUAGCUGUAUUUUUAGGAGAAGUAAACAACAUUUUAUCGGACUAUUGCAAGAAAGUCAUAUCUUUUUUGCAAUUUCACCAGAAUCUCCUCAGUUUUGUGUUGAUUAUAAAAGAAGCUACGCCUUUUGGAGUCACAUAAAGAGCGGACUUUUCAAUGGAAGUGUGUGUAAUGUAUGAAGCCCCCGAGAACCUGUGCGUUGAUCCCCUGAUGACUUUCUUUCCUCCCCUCAGGUCCCAAAUUUCCCAAAAGACUCGAUCGCACCAAAUGUUUUUUACAAAUACAAAAUGCAAAUUUCAAGCUGUUAGCUGUGUGUGUAUAUAUGAUUGCUUUGGGCAUUUUCUUGCAUGUUUUGAUGAUGGUUACAAAGAGAUUUGUAACACAUUGUAUCCUUGAACAUGUCGGGUUCUCUGCACCUUAAUGUAUUGAAAUGUCUGUUUUUACAUGUAAGUGAAGCUUCUUCCUGUUUAUGAAGUAGAAUGGUGAAUAAAUGGCAAAGGAAACACUU
Platichthys flesus (European flounder) is the source of this 5148-nucleotide messenger RNA. RefSeq lists its product as uncharacterized. Gene Ontology annotation, biological process: positive regulation of GTPase activity; endoplasmic reticulum to Golgi vesicle-mediated transport. The transcript is spliced from 10 exons. The record is from RefSeq and is a predicted model, not a curated record. Gene Ontology annotation, cellular component: endoplasmic reticulum membrane. Lineage: Eukaryota; Metazoa; Chordata; Actinopteri; Pleuronectiformes; Pleuronectidae. Bases 186 to 1430 code for a protein of 414 amino acids. Gene Ontology annotation, molecular function: GTPase activator activity.